UUCGACCGGCCACAAGAUGCAAGGUUGUACAGUCGAUCAUGCAGUCAUCUAGAUUUGCGACUGUUUGCUGCUGGACAAGUUAUGUAGCACUUAGUCGUGUAAGAUCUUUAGACGGUAUUCGGGUUGAAUAAGUUGAUUGCUCUAAGUUAUCAGGAAAAACCUCAAGCAACAGUGAAGCUUUAUAUGAAA
Acanthoscelides obtectus is the source of this 189-nucleotide messenger RNA. The record is from the annotation of a GenBank genome assembly. Lineage: Eukaryota; Metazoa; Arthropoda; Insecta; Coleoptera; Chrysomelidae.